Messenger RNA from Vespula vulgaris, 15855 nucleotides. RefSeq names its product nuclear receptor coactivator 6-like. The record is from RefSeq and is a predicted model, not a curated record. The coding region runs from base 2165 to 10249 and encodes 2694 amino acids. Gene Ontology annotation, molecular function: DNA binding; chromatin binding. Lineage: Eukaryota; Metazoa; Arthropoda; Insecta; Hymenoptera; Vespidae. The transcript is spliced from 9 exons. Gene Ontology annotation, cellular component: nucleus; chromocenter.
GAGGAGAAGGAGGAGGAGGUGGUGGUGGUGGUGGUGGUGGUGCUGCCGCUGCUCCGCUGCUGCUGCUACGACAAUGACACAGCGUCAUAACACGAUGUUCGUCCGGCCGUGCGAUUUAACGUAAAACAAGCGGCGUUCUGUGUUCAUCGAGAACCUGCCUUCCUUUUCUCUCUCUCUCUCUCCCCCCGCCCCGCCCCGUUCCCCGUUCUGCUUAGCAGCGAGCGAUCAAGCGAGCGUUCUGUGUGGAGUCGCGCGAGGGAAUGAUCUACGUCGUUUCGUGUACGCUGACGUGGAAGGGAUAAGAGAGGAAGAGUGAGAGAGAGAGAGAGAGAGAGAGAGAGAGAGAGAGAGAGAGUAAGGAGGAGAAGGAGAAGGAGGAUCGGAGGAAGAAGGGAGACAAGGAGCGAGGAAGAAGCAGAAGAAGAAGAAGAAGAGGGGAGAGCCUCCUUUCUCGAUGCGGAGAGCGGUUUCUCUCGUUUCCCGUGACAGUGGGCCACGAUGACACGAACGAGUGUCGUUCGUUCGUUGGACGAGUAGUAGCAGCGGCAGCAGCGGCAGCAGUAGCAGCAGCAGCGGCAGCAGCAGCAGCAGCAGCAGCAGUAGUAGUAGCAGCAGCAAGAGCAACGGCAACAGUAGCAGCGACAUUAGUAGUAGUAAUAGUAGCAGUAAUAGUAAUAACAGUAGUGUGACCAGUUGUGUUAAGUGGUCGGCUUGUGUGUGAAACGGUACGAUAUCGUAAAGCCGGCUCGCAGCUAGUAGUUCGAUUUGAAGGUUGCCAGUUAUAGUUUCGUUGGAAGGGAGUGAUAUUAUACUUGUAUAUCCGGAUAUAUACAUACAUAUACAUAUAUAUAUAUAGAUAUAUAGAUAUAUAUAUACAUAUAUAUAUAUACAUGUAGUCAACGCACGCGUUCUGUCAGUACGAAGAGGCGUCCUUCACGAUCGAGGUCGCUACGAUCGGUCGUGUCGUGUCUGUUCGUUCAUCGCCGGUCAUCGAUAUCAAGGCAAGAUCGCGCGCUUUCGUUCGACGAGAAAAAGAGAGACACAGUGAGUCGGGAGACGAUACGCCACACGGCCUUGGGAACCGGCCGAGGCGUAGUAGUUCUCUCGCGCGCGCGUCUUUUCGCAGCAGCGUACGCAAGCUCGUCAUUUACCGGCAGAGAGUGAGUGAGAGAGAGAGAGCGAGAGAGAGAGAGAGAGAGAGCGCGCGUGUGUGAGAGAGAGAGUGAGAGAGAGUGAAAGAGAGUGAGAGAGGGGGUAUAGAGAGAGAUAGAAAUAAAGAGAGCGUGCGCGCGUCCUAGCCGGCACAGCUACUACAGCAUUUAGCUCACAUUAGACGAGGUGACAUGGAAUUUUCUAUCGUCUUUUCUUCGUCUUCUUCGUUCGACGCGGUGCGCGAGUGUCCACCGUUAAAUUUCGAAUUGUGGUCGAUCGAUCGACUAGUAUCGAAAUCGUCAAUGGAUUUCCUAUGAAUAAACAAACAAGUGUUAAGGGAAGAACACGUUUCCGUCGUCACGACUUUGAAUGAUGUAUCUGAUGUAAGACAGAAAGAUAGUAUAGAGAGAAAAAGAGAGCGAGAGAGACAGACAGAUAGACAGACGUAGAGAGAGAGAGAGAGGGAGAGAAGGGAGAGAGAGAAGAGAAAAGUUAGCACGCGUGUGUUCGUGCAAGUGCGAUCGCGUUGUAAUCCUACGAAAGCUAAUAUCAAAUCGAUCGUCCUGGAUAUCGUCGCGUGGACCGGUAACUCUUCCGCCGAGGAUGUCGUGCUACGACGACGGCCGCUCCGAUAGCACGAGCAGCAGCAGCAGCAGAAGCAGCAGCAGUAGUAGCGGUAGCAGUGGUAACGGUAACACCGGCAGUAGCAGCGGUGGCAGUGGCACCAGUGGCAACAACAGCAAGAACAGUAGUAGCACCAGCAGAAGCAGCGGCAGCAAUAAUAAGAAAAAUAAUAGCGAAGAGAGUAGAAGACUCGUGACGUGGAAGAUAAGCGAAGUGGGUAGUAUCGUUACUCGUCGGGUGCCGGUCGUAAAGGCGUGAUCGUUUCUUUUCCGACGGAGGAUGCUUCAGAGCGACAACAACGACAACCUGCUGGUGGUAUCUAAACGUAGGCGUGCGCCGUGCGUUCCAGUGAUGUCGGGGUUCCUUGCAGCGCCGCUGGACCUGGACCAUGGCCGGCAAGCCUGAGCAGCAGCCGUCCACGCACCCUGCUCCCCCGAACCACGAUCAUCAUCAUCAUCAACAGAAACAGCAGCAACAACAGCAGCAGCAGCAGCAGCAGCAGCAGCACCAACAGCAGCAGCUUCAGCUUCAACAACAGCACCCGCAGUAUCAGCAACAGCAGCAGCAACAUCCUCAAAAUCCGCAGCAUCAACAGCAACAAAGCAACAAUAAUAACAACGGCGGUGGUGGCAGCGUUCUGGUCUACGUUUCGGGGGAGAACUUUGCUUACGCCACGGCGGUGGGUGGUCAAAAUGCCGCCGCCACAGCCGCCGCCACGGCCGUCGCGACGACCACGGCCGGCUAUCGGCUAUCAUCGCCGAGGCAUCAGCCGGCGACGGCUUACGUUGCCGGUGGUGUCAUUCCGACGCAACUUCCGACGGCGGCUACUUGCUUUCCCGCCAAAACCGCCAACUCGGCUGCCGCCGCCGCCGCCGCCACCGUCGCCGCCACCACCACCACCACUGCUAUCACCACCACCACCACCAUCGCUACCACCACCACCACCACCGUCGUUGCCGUCGAUCGUGCUCGGACGAAUUUGAAAAGGUCUAACGAUCAUCAUGCCGUUUCGGUAACGACGACGACCACGUCCGCGAUAACGACGACAGGGAACACGGCAACGACGACAGUAGUAGCGACGAGCGAUGCUCGAAGGGAUCAAGCGAGGUCGUCGAACGACGAGGAGGAUGAUUACGUCGGUGGUAUCGUCUACGGAAGGACUCAAGUCGUCGCUGGUAGAAUACUGGGCAAUGAGUAUUCCCAGGAAACCGGUAGACGAGCUAGCAAGGACGAUACGAGCCUCAAGAUGUAUCCAUCCCAUCGCUACAACAACGCAGCGAACAGCAACGUCGUUGCUGGUGCUUCUGCCGCCGUUGUUGUUGGUUCUGGUGGUAACACUGUCAACAGGAUUGGCUUGCUCGAGAGCAACGAGGCUCGAGUGACGCGUUUUGUGCGACAACAGACGAGCGACGUCGGUGUUGUCGACAGAAGAGACGAUAAAGUUAGGCAACAGCAGCAACAGCAACAACAGGAUGGAUAUGACGGGCAGACUGGAUCUUCCUUGUCCGGUGAUUCGGUGAGGUCAGACAUCGGUGAAUCGUCGACGUACAGCAGUCUCAGCAGUCCGGAGAGUCAGAGUCAAACGUCCUCGCACGACGGCUCGAACAACGUGACGAUGAAUGGUGCGGUAGGAGGUGGUGCUUGUAGUAGUGCUAGUAGUGCUUCUUCUGGUGCGGGUGGUGCAAGUGGUGCGUGCGUGCAGCAACAGCAGCAGCAGCAGCAGCAACAGCAACAACAACAACAACAACAGCAAUCGACGCGAUCAUCCUCAACGACGAGGCUCGCGGUUGCGAACAGCAACAACAACGAGAACGGUGCUAACGCGCAGCACAAUGUUGUGCUCACGAUGAACGGUAAUGCGGUGCUCGCGCAACAACACCAGCAGCAACAGCAGCACUCUGUCACGGUGCCACGUGGAUGGAAGAGGAUAUGCGCCAACGGAGUCAUCAUUUAUAUCAGUCCGAGCAGCACGGCUCUAGGCUCGUUGGAUCAACUGAAGAAGUACCUGACGACAGCGGGAACCUGUAAAUGUGGUCUCGAAUGUCCUCUCAGACCUGAACAGGUCUUCAACUUCGACCCCAAGAUUGCAACGCGACCUUGGAGCCCGGAUCAGGGCAAGACGCGAGAGAUGACCAAGCUCUGCAACCAUAAGAGGAAACUUUUGCUACCGAGCGCAGCAGCCAGCCCUGUUGCCGCCUCCUGUACCUUGCCGGUCUCCCCUUCGACGUUAUCUUCUGGACCAACGUCGUCGACGGCAGCGCCGACAGCAGCGGCACCGAUUCACGCCGACUCGCCCACCUCGCCGGACAAAACCAGAAAAGAUGGUCUCAGCAAGAAAAAGAAGAGAAAACUGGUGGGUAUAGGGGGCUUGUACUCAGGAGUUUCCGUAUCGCAACUUCUGGCACAACGGGAAAGAGCUAUCGCUGCUGUUUCCACGUCGGGAGUUCAAGGUUCAUCGGUGCCUAAUGGAUCGCAGGUGUGGCCGAUCGCGAUCCCUAAUUUGCAGAUGCAACAACCCAAUCAACAAAUCUGCCAUCAAUCGUUAAAUUCACCCUCUCAAAAUCACGACGUGAAUAGUUCGGCACGAAACGCUCAACAGCGGUUAAAUCAGCACAAUAUGCCUGGGAUGCUAAUGGGAAAUCCGCUAAUUAUGAAUCAGCAAAGUACUAAUUUCAAUAAUAUGACCCAACAACAGCAGCAGCUUUUGCAGCAACAGCACCAACAAUUAUUACUACAGCAACAGCAGCAACAGCAGCAACAGCAGCAGCAACAGCAACAGCAACUGAUGCAGCAGCAUUUAUCGCAGCAUCAACAGCAACAGCAACCUCAGCAACUUUUACCUCAUCAUCAACAAAUGCAGCACAUGCCGUUGUUGCAACAACAUCAGGAGCAGCAACAGCAGCAACAACAGCAACCACAUCCCAACGCUGUAGUGAAUCAAUUGUCGCAACAGCAAGUUCCUCAUUAUAUAAAUCAGUUGAAUCAACAAUCCUUGCACGUUAUGCAGCAACAACAACAGCACUUGAACCAACAGCAACAGCUCCACAUACAACAAAUUCAAAAACACAAUAUGCAACCGCCACAACAGCAGCACUUAACAUCGGAAAUGGAUCAACAGCAAACAGGAAAUUAUAAUUCACAACUUCCUCAAGAAGGUUAUGUGCAUCAUUUACAAUCUUCGCAAAUGUCGCAACCUGUACUUCAUCCGCUUCAGCACCAGCUACAUCAACAUCAGAUACAGCAACAGCAGCAACAACAGCAACAGGAUCAGCAUGGUAUGCAGACUCAAACUAUCGAUCCAUUUCAAAUGCAAAUACAACAACUACAACAACAGCAGCAACAUCAACAGCAGUUGUCGCAAAUGUGCGUGCAGGCUCAGUAUCCUAAUCAGCAAUUAUCUCAUCAUACGAUGGAUAUUAUACAGCAAUCUAACGGCGGGUCCGUUAUGAGUGGAAUCAAUCCUUCCGAUAUGCAAAAUAGACAUGGUCGUACGCAAUCAGCUACGGAAGAUGAUUUAAGUGCUAAGCAAAUGCAACAGCAGCAACAACAACAGCAACAGCAACAACAGCUGUUGAUGCAUAAUCAUAAUUUGCAACGGCAUCAAAUCGUUGAGAAUGGAAAUCUGUCAAAUAAUCCUCACGAAAAUGCACAACGAAUGUAUACGCAAGGCCAAGUUCAGUAUCCAGCGAGAAACUUUGAUACUCAGAAGAUAUCGACUGUGGAAGCCAAAUUUGGUCAUCAACAACAAUACACUUUAGUCAGCCACGCGGGAAGAAGUCCAACUAUUAACCAUGCUACAGAAGUACAAUCGGGUAUGGGACCAACUAGCGGACAAGCAGGAAAUAUACAUUUUAACACGAGAACACCCCCGUGGCAACAAAAUCGUACGGUUGUCACGACUAAUCAGUCUUCAUUAACUACGGUCCAAAAUAUCACUUGCAAUUCUUUUGAUCGUGUUCCUCCUCUCCAUCAUCACAUUCCACAGACGUCAACCUGGACAGACGAGGUAGCGAGGAAAAAAGCUAAGUCAAGUAAGAGUAUGAUGAAAAAACAGCGUCAGCAUGGUGCAUCGGAUAUAAGGAGUAAUAAUGGUCUUGAUCAGCCGAUACCAAGUCCAAUUGACGAAUUUAAUGAUAAAGCGCAACAGAAUAGCGAUCAAAUCGGUUCCACGGUUAACAGCAGUGGCCCCUCAUUUUUAGAGGAUCCUAGUGGUUAUUUAGCACAGCAAACCGCUUUACUAAAUAGUACUAUAUCGCGGCAAACUGGCGUUAAUAACACUCAAGUGGCCAUAUUGAAUAGCCCGAAAGUACAACAAACGAAUCACAGUACUCAUACAGCAAGUAAUCCCUAUCUUGCACAACCAAAGCCUUCCUCUGCUGCCAGUCCUUCAAGUACAACAUUUAAUUCUGUGAAAAAUCAUGCCACUUCGCCAGUAGUGGUGCACAGCAGUAUGACGCCGACGUCUAGUAACGGUGCCAUCGAUUCCGACGGUAGCCCUUGCCAUGGCUGUGUUAGCAGUGGUGACAAUCAAUCCUUCGUUCAAGAUCAAUAUAACAAACAGCAAUUACAUCGACAAUACGUAUUGCAUUCUGAUCAACGCGAGGAUCCUGUUACAUCGUCGACGUUUGGUGAGAAAUAUCAAGGGAGUCAACAACAAAUUGAUUCAAGACCUAUUCAAGGAGGCACUGUUAGUACUAGUCACGGUUCACCGAUCGGUACAAAUAGUCCAGCCAAUUCGGAUGUCCCCGCUUCCUCGACACCUGGAAUAUCUCAACCAGCGACACCACAGAGUUUAACCUCGUCCCAACCAUCGACCCCGCAUAGUUAUUCGCAACCACCGACGCCCCAUUCCCUUGCAUCGUCGUCUGGUCAAUUGCCAUCUCAACCUUUAACUCCGCAUUCUCAUCCAUCUUCGUCGAAUCAGUUUGCAACUCAACCGUUAACUCCUCAGGCACCGCAGCCUUCGCAAUCAUCGUCUAAUAACAGUUUGGAACAGCACUUGGAAAUGUCGUGUUCAGUCGCAAAUAAUCCCAGCGCUAUUUCACCAAGUACAUCUCCUUCUCAAACAUAUUCUACGCCUAUGGACAAUAUAACGUCUCAGCUACCAAAAAGACAGGCUGUCAGUACGAGACAGCUAUCGCUAGAUGGUUAUCAACCACAUCCACAUACAGUGAAUACAGUUUCAAGGAUACCAUUAAAUUCUUUUACCAGUACGUCGUCCGUGAUAACGACUAUGGCAAGCGGACAUACGGUUAGUAGUAAUACAAUUACGUCUGUGCUUGCUGGAAGAGCGAAUACGGCGACCGUAUCUAUAAAUACGCCCUUGGGGAUGCCUAACCCCGCUAUUUUAAACAUUCUUUCCAAUAAACCUCAGCAGCCAACGACGGCACCGCCCGCUCUCGUGAAUGUAACAGCGACGUCGACAACGGCGCAUCAUCCGCAUUCGAUUCCCCUUACACCUAGUCAAUCGUCGACGAUCACAGUAUCGAAGUCACCAUUGGAGAUGGUUCAGAGUGUAGUAAGUAGUAUUCAGGUACCUCAAGCGACAACUAAUUCACCAAUGCCACAGACUCAACAACAGCAACAUCAGCAACAACAACAGCAGCAUCAACAACAGCAACAACAACAACAGCAGCAGCAUCAACAGCAGCAGCAACAACAACAGCAACAACAACAGCAACAACAACAACAACAACAGCAACAACAACAGCAGCAGCAACAACAGCAACAGCAUGCUCAGCAACAGCAACAUCCGCAAUCGAACGUUCAAGUUCACAAUGUUCUUACAUCUGGUGGUAUACUGAAGCAUCCAACCGGAUCUACUUUGCCACCCGGGCAUAUCUUAGUGUCCAGUGGUGGACAGCUCAUAAUGGCAAGCACUGGGUCUGCUAUUAAUGGCGUGAUGGCACCGCCACCCCCAAAAAUCAUUUCUAAUGCGAAUUCAAUGCCACCGUUAUCCGUUUCGCCGAUGGUCACUAGUGUAACUGGAGCAGUUAGUCAAGUUAUACCGGCAGUUGGUGUAGCUCAGCAAGUGAUAGGACAACCGACGGUUUUGGUUAAUGCUAUACAAACACCGGUUCUUAUUCAACCCGGUGUUAUGACGAUGGACAGUAUUGGACAAAAUGUACAAAUACCUCAUCUCACGGUUGCUACCGGGAACGUUAUACAAAAUGCUCAGUCCAUCUUAGACGCAAAUCAAGAUGUGACGAGGAACGUGAGUACAAAUCAGGGUAUCGUGAACCGUCAACCGGCUCUACUUUCACCCGAAUCCGCGCUGAGUAAAAAGAAAGCGUACAAAAAACGAAAGACCAAUCCUCAAACCGUAGCGUCGAUGCUUCACAUUGCUUCGUCUCAACAAAAUGCGGGUAUGCUUAUGCAAUCGCAAUCGAAUUUUGCACAGCAAAAUUUCCAAACACAGAGCAUAGGUGGGCCGAUGUUGCAGGCCCUUACAAUUGUUCCUGGCAAAGGCGGUGCACCCGCUCAAUUGGUCAUGAAUGGUCAAACUGGUGCAACGUCCGCGCAAUUUAACACUCAACAGAUUAUUACAAAUCCUCAACCUGCUCAACAAAUAAAUCUUUUGCAACCGGUUAAUUUGUUGAAUGGAGCAGCUGGAAUGGUACAGAAUUUCCCUACCAUCCAACAAUUUAUCGUGCCUGGAAUAGGAAGUAUGGUCAUGUCUGCCGACGGUACUGCAACUUUGUUGCAAGAUACUGGAAAUAUAGGAAUGCAGCUACAAAUACAAAAUGUAAACGGUCAGAACGUCCUUACGCCGGUGCAAAGUCAUAGCGGGAUAUUUAGUCCGAGUCAAAGUAUUUUGGCAGCUGGACCGGCUGGGAUGGUGAUCAGAGCACCGCAAGCAACUGGCAGCAAAAUCAUUCAACAGCACAGUCCUGGUGCACAGUUCCUGUCUCCCAAUAGUGGUCAAUUUCUAGUAAACGGAACGACGUCUUUUGGGAAUCAAUUGAGUCCAAUAGUGGCCAAUGUUAGUCCCAAUCAGCAGGUGACAUUUAAUACGUCUCAGGUUAGGCCACCCAAUAUGCAGGGCCAACAGGAAUUUAUACAAAUGAACGGCCAAACGUUGAUGGUACCUUGCGGGACCACCCAAAAUAUUGCCGUUUCAUCAGCACCGAAUCAACAGAACACAACUUUCGUUCAGCAAAACACAACGAUCGUUCAACAACAAACCACUAUGGUAUCGAACAAUCAGAUACCAAAUUUUCAGGCAGCGCCUUCGAACAAUGCAGGGGCCGUUGAUCCAGCUUUAAAUCUCGAUCACAAUCAGCCAUAUAUUCUAAGUUCGGGCAUGAUCUCAGGAAAACCGCCAUCUUCUCCAAAAAAUAGCAUUAAUUCUCCUACCUCUGAUCAAAGCAUGGAACAACAGCAGUAUGUUCUUGCUAGUAGCAGUACUUCCGUUGUCGAGAAAACGGGACAGCAAAUCGAUCAACACAGUCCGUUGAUGGCGAGGCAUUCCGUAUCGACUCAAACAGCUGGUAAUCAGGCAAAUAUAGUACAGGCGGCGAUGAUGAGACAGGGUUCUCCACCAGAUACGACCACGCAUAGUCCAGGAAAUAGUCAGCGGUCAAACAGUCCGGCUGUCGACACGACAACGCACGGAGCAGCUUCUCCCGCGCCACCGAUCAGUGCCAGACAGCAUUCUUCAUCUACGCCCAUGGUUCAUUGCGUGUCAAGCAGCGAACCUGAUUCUGGUGACAUCACGAUGGCGUCAGAAGAUUGGAGGAUUCAGGGUGUUACCACGAAAGAGAUCACACUAAGUCAACCCAAUCUUCACGGGAAGACUUACGUGGAAUCGACGGUGACUACUGGGAUCCAGAUCUAUACGUCAGAGACGUUGAAGCAAGCGGAAGGUGUGGUGAGCACGGUGAGGUGCGAGGGCAGGGAACAUGCCCUCGGCCGAGGAAUCAAGCGAAAGCUGGAGUCCAUCCAUUCGAUGCAUUCCACCCUGCAUGAAGACCAAGAUGCCGAGACAAAGGUGGAGGAGAAAAAGCAAUGGAAACUGGAAGUGGGUGAACUCGUGUGGGGUGCAGCAAGGGGGAGUCCCGCUUGGCCGGGUAAAGUCGAGUCCUUGGGUCCACCGGGCACGAUGACAGUUGGGGUCCGUUGGUACGGGGGAGGGGGCACUCUCACCCAAGUCGAUGUCAAGGCCCUCAAGUCGCUCUCCGAAGGCCUCGAGGCACACCAUCGUGCCCGAAAAAAAUUUCGGAAAAGUCGUAAAUUGAAUAUGCAAUUGGAAAAUGCGAUACAAGAGGCUAUGGCGGAACUGGACAAGAUAAGCGAAUCGUCGCAUCAUCGAGAGAAGACGGCAUCAGCGGUAAGAAGAUCAUCGAAGGUUUCUUCGAGUCCGACCACGACCACGAGAAGUCCUGCUGGCAAUGCCGUCUCUAAGAGAUCGUCCAAGAGAUCAAUGGGAGCAAGUUUGGAUAAUGGAAAAGCCGAUCAAAAGCAAUGUCGAUGAUAAUUCACUUAUAACAACUUAUUCGCCUAUCGUAGAUCAGAAUAAUUCGGAAAUAGGAAAAAUCGAUUAAUUCGAAUAUCGAACGAUAUAAAUGGCACAAAGCUGUUUCUUAUAAUUAUCCAUUCCUCCUUUUAAUCGGCCCCGAAGAGAAAAAUCUUUGAAUUUUCUUCGUUCCUCUUACUCCUUAUUUAUUCCGUCUAGAGUCCUGAAAGCUCCUUUACGAUUGAUUAGCAUCGAAGAACACGUUCUCCCGAUCGCGUUUCUUUGAAACGAAAAAUCGAGACACGCAUACCUACCUUGACGUCGUUCGCUUCUUGUCGAUACCCUUCAAUUAAGAAUUUCUCAGUUGUUCCACGUUGCGAUUGAUCGCUGAUAAAAGUAUUCCCUUUGUCGGCUGUCACUCGUUCCAGAGUAAAGGGAGAUUAAUCGUUACCGCAUUUGUAUAGGCGAUCGUCUAUAUAAUAAUCCGACGUUUCUCAUUCCUCAUUCUACCUUUUCUACAAGACGUAACCUCUUUUCUUUUCCUUUCCCUUUGCGUGCAAAAGUCAUCGGGAAAAGCCUAACUAGUCUAAGAAAAACGAACGAAGAAAAGUUUUAUGUCGAUAUAAUCAAGAGAAAGAGAGAGAGAGAAAGAAUGAUAUGAAGUGGGGAGAUGAGAAUCAGAGUGAUCGGAAUCAAAGUAACGAGCCGUGAGAAAGGAGAACUAAUCUCUAAUGGCAGCAUGGGGACACUUUUUAUAUCAGGCGUGUCUACGGCUACCGAGCUCUCGGCUUUUCAUCGACGUCCACUCGCAUAAUUGAUCGUUACUUCCUGUUCGUUCGUUCGUUACAACGACUACGAAACUAACGAUCAAAGAUCUCGCUCGUUACGAUCUUGCGACGUUCACCGGUAUAAUGAGAUCAAUUUCAACUUUGGACAAAAGAUUAAAUUCAUCGUUCGAUUAAUCGCGAAUUAUUAUUAUUCCAAUGGUGCUAGUUUAUGGUGAAAAUCGUUUUUACGUGAAAGCAAAAAAAAAAAAAAAGAAAAAAGAGAAACAAAUGCACACAAUGUAUUCGCGUGAUCGGAACAAUAUGUAUGUAUGUCUCUACCGUCGUACGAAAAUCAAUGGCCGACGUACGACUGGCCUAUAUCCGACGUUUCACGAUUACUUAAAACAAUGAAUUAAUGACUUAUGGAUUGAUAACAAUGAAAAGCCCGUAGACUCUUUUCUUUUUACGGACUUUCCCAUCCUAAAAUUCUGAGCGUGUAUAUAUCAUAGAUAUAGUAUAUACUUAUACGUAUAUACGUGCGCUUGUACAUAGAAUGUCCUUUUUAUUCCAAACGAUAAAAUCGUAUAUGAAACGGAUAUAGGCGAAUUUCCGUCGAAUAUUGUUUACAAUAUAAAUAUGAAUACUUUCCUCUCGGCAAGGUUCCAAGAAUAACAAUGAAAGAAAAGAAAUGAAAAAGGAAAAAAAGAGAACAAAAUAAGAAAAAAAAAACAAAUUUCGAUAAUUACAAUAUUAUUGCCUUUCCGACUUACGCUUACGAUCGACGAAGAUUUUAGCGAUACUUUCAUCGAAUCACUCUGAAUUGAAAUUUUUACGUACAAAAAAGAUUGUUAUCCUUAACGAUAAGAAUAUUUCGAAUACAAUGCGUAAAACUCUCGAAUACUAUUUUACCGAUCGAUAUCAAUGCGUGUAUGUACAUCUAUAGCAAGGAAAUAGUAUACGAGCUAUCAGUUUUAUUAAAAAGCUAUCUAUGUAUAUUUAGACGCAAGCGUAGGCGGAAAGGAUCGUUUUAAUGAUACGACCUCGCGUUGUACACCAUUAUUAUAAAUAUUGAUUCGACAUGUUCGACCAUUUUAACUAACGGAAGGAUGGUUCGUGAAAAAUAUUUUAAAUCUCGGCAUAAUAAUUUUAUAAAUACGAUUAAGUACAUACUCCGUUAAUCGGAUUUGUAUAUAUAGAAAAGAGCGAUACGCGUCACCGACUGGACGUUAUUACGAAGAAAGUAUUGUAUUUAAGUUUUUUAAUUAAUCGGAACAAACGAAGGAGAUAUUGAAUUCGCUUUUAAUGGUGUACCUUAACUCGUUGAUCGCAUUUUACAUGGAAUGAUUAUAAUAUGGAAGGAUUAAUUGUCGGGAGCAUUUUAGAUAAUUAAACGUGAAAAAAGUUCUCGGAUAUUUGCUUAGAAAUUUUUAUCACUCGUGGUCAUUGAUCGUCGAAGUAUCUACCGUAAAAAAGAAAAAAUACAAAAAAAAGAACAAAAAAAAACAUAAAAAAAACAUGUUACUAUGAAAAAUUUAUAUAAGUUGUGUAAUUAACGUACGUUAUAUAGCUAGCAAGGGAAGGAAGAUUUUGAGUAUAUCUCGCAGGAAUAUUUGGUUAGAUGUAGUAUUAAAAAGAAAAAAAAAAAAGAAAAUAAGAGAAGAGUUCGUCGCGAUUGAACAUACGAUAGACAAUAAAGGAGAUGCAAGUAUCAAAAAUGGAAAAAUAAAAAAAAAUAAAUAAAAAAGAAAACUGUCGCGCGAUUUUCAAUUCAUGUCUUUCAUACAUUAUUAUCCGUGAGUUUCUUUUAAAAUCGACAAACACAUAACUUUGCAUACCGUGUCCGCAACAUAAUUAACAUAAAAUAUGAAACGGGUCUGUAACAAUUUUCUAGCGAUGUAUAUAUAUAUAUAUAUAUACAUAUAUAUACAUAUAUUGUGCUUGUAAAUAUGUCGAUGAUAAUCACACUGAGAAAGAAAGAAAGAGAGAGAGAUGUCACAGCGAAUUUUUCAGAUAGCAAAAAAGAUGCGAGCGUAAAGAAAAAAGAAAUAUAAAGCGAACACAGACGAAAAUAGCAAGGUUUGAUUCGAUUUCUCAUAAGAGAUUCGAAAACAUGAAAAGUGAUGUCGAUUAUUCGAAAUGAAGCUUUAUACCAUAUACAUAAAUACAUACAUACACACAUUUAUAUAUGUAUAUAUGGUUCAUAUUUAUAUAUAUAUAUAUAUAUAUAUAUAUAUAUAUAUAUAUAUAUAUAUAUUUAUAUACAUAUACAUAUUUGCUUUCUUUAUCGGAUAAAGUGUCUCCUUAAAAAUAAGGAAGUAUUAUAUCAGAGCAAAUCAAAAAUUUGCGAUAUCGCAUGUACAUGGAGUCUUUCAAGAAGCAUAGAUUUCGUCUCGUUUACCUGGUACCUUAGAUUUCGACCUUUUGCUGUCACGCACACUAACCGUACAGUUCGGUUCGUAGAAAUUUUAGACGAUAUCAAAAAAGAGAGAGAAACAGGAAGAGAGAGAGAGAGAGAGAGAGAGAGAGAUAAAAAAGAAAGAGAAUAAGAAAGAAAAAAGAAUGAGGGACAAAAAAAGAAGAGUAAAGAAAUAAAAAGAGGCGAGUUUAAAAGAAGAAACUCACGAUUUUUGUCGUGACCUCGUAAAGCUCGUGCGUCUGAUUUCGAUACGUGGCGAAACACAUAUCACCGAUCUCGACAACGAUUUUCAAAAGUCUCUAAGCGUUUUGCACAUUGUAUUAAAAAAGUAGAAAAAGAAAAUGAGAUGAGAAAAUGAAAAAGAAUAAGAAUAAGAAUAAAAAUAAAAGAAGAAGAAGAAGAAGAAGAAACAUAUAUAAUGUAAAUGGCUGGUAUCGCUGUAGUCGCAAUGGGACCGUUUUAAGAAUAAGACAAAUUCUUAUCUUUAUCGCUCUUAAUAAUCCCUUUCGCUCUAAUCAUCUCGAAUGACUCGCAUAAUGCGAAAUAAUGGAGAGAGAACAUAUUUAGUCCUCCCUCAACAUUUUUUCUUUUCUAUUUUUUUUUUUUUUUUUUCAAUCGGACGACCAUCGAUGCGACUGAUAUAAAUCAAUUUUGAUUGCUUUUUUCCCUUCGUAGAGUAUUCAAAAAAAAGAAAAAAGAAAGAAAGAAGAAGAGAAAAGAAAAAGGAUGAAAGGGAAAGAAAGUGGAGGAGAGAAAGAGAGAAUACGAAACGCCGAUGGGAAAACGUAAUUUAAAAAAAAGAAUCAGUAAAGACUUACCUCAGUAAACAUAUACUCAAGAAUCAAACGUCUUAAAUUCGAGAAUAUAUACUGUAGUGCCGAUGUCCUUUGUAUAUUUUCAAUACUGUAAAUAGAUAUAUAAAUACGCCUUAUUAAAUAAUUAAUGGUAAUUAAUCAGCAAUCACGCCGUACAACGGCUGGUCGAUUUACGCAUUAUUGAAAAUCGAAGUUGGUGCGUUUUACUAAGAUAAAGAGAAAGAAAAAGAAAGAAAGAAAGAAAGUAGAAAGAAAGGAUGAAAAGAUGGAUAAAAGAAAGAGGAUUUAUGUGAUUGGAUAAUUACGUGUUUAGCAGGAAGCUUUACGAGUUUCGAGAGAACAUUUUGUAAAAAAUAAAAAAAAGGAAAAAAAAAGAGAAAAGAAAUUAAGAAUAGAAAAGAAACGUGAAAGAACGAGGGAAGAAAAAAAAAGAAAAUAUGGCCUAUGUUGUUAAUAUCUCGAAAGUCGUCUACGUUUGCGUUACGUUGCAUCUUUGGCUAUGUAGCGAUUCGUCUAAAGAUUGUUCACGAAUUAAUUAUGAGUUAGACGAAAAAUACAGAGAAAAAAUAAAUUGCGAGAGAGAAAGGGAGCGAAAUAAACCGUGAUAAAAGAAAAGAGAGAUCAAUUUUUUCGGAGCGCUAUAUAACGAUAGUAAUUAUUCGGUACGCGAGUUAGAGAAAUCGACGAGUUUUUUCGGCGAAUAUUUAUUGCUAUUAUUAUUUAUGAAAAGGUAGAAUAUUUACGGAGCGUUUCGUUCGCUUGUUGAGUUUUGAGAGAAAUAUAAAGAAAAACGAGAGAAACGUGCGUAAAAUGUACAGGUAUAGAGAAAAAGAGAGAGAGAGAGAGAGAGAGAGAGAGAGAGAGAAAGAGAGGAAAGCGAGAGAAAGAAAAAAGAUAUCCUUUCUGUGGUAAAUGGAAUAUCUAAUCGGAAAAGAUACCAAGAAGAGACAGAGAGCUUGGUCAAACUCGUAAAACAAAACGACUUACCGUGAUUGCGUUAAUAAAUAAACAAAUUUAAGACCGCGACGAGUGUACUUUCGGUGUAUAAUAUAAAUAUUAAUAUUAUACAUAUUAUAUCAAUUGUCAGUGGUAUUAUACUAAGAGAUGAUAAUUUUAUAUUUACAAGAUAGAAGGGCCGUUAAAUCUAAAUGAGUGUAAUAUACAUAUGUACUAUGAAUUCCCACCCUUCCCCGAUUCUAGGGAGAAAGUUAGCAAAGCUACCUUAUUUAAUAAUAUUUGGCAUAAUAUUUAUAUAUAUAAAUAUGAAUAUAAAUAUAUAAAUACAAAUAUAAAUAUAUAAAUAUAUAAAUAUAUAAAUAUAUAUAAAUGAAUGAAUGAAUGAAUAAAUAAAUAAAUAAAUGAAUAAAUAAAUAUAUAUAUAAAUAUAUAUAUACACAUGAGAGAUAGAGCAUAAAAUAAAAAAAAAAAUGGAUAGGCUCGGGUGCGACAAUAUUUGUCGAUUCGAGAAAAAGUAUGAAGCUAUGUGAUCCACUACUACUAGUAGCUUUUAGCUGUAAAGACUUAUACUUUAUUUUGUAAAUUUUGUUUAUACAAUGUUUGAUCGUUCACGCAUAAUACUAUUGUAUGUGAAAAUAAGUUAAUAAAUCAUUAACAUGUGAAGUUAAA